Molecule: messenger RNA, 1569 nt
Organism: Dictyostelium discoideum AX4
Lineage: Eukaryota; Evosea; Eumycetozoa; Dictyosteliales; Dictyosteliaceae
Product: equilibrative nucleoside transporter family protein
Exons: 3
Coding region: 1-1569 (522 amino acids)
Biological process (GO): nucleoside transmembrane transport
Cellular component (GO): membrane
Molecular function (GO): nucleoside transmembrane transporter activity
Source: RefSeq, a predicted model, not a curated record
AUGGGAAAUGAAGAUGAUAAAGAAUUAUUAGAAAUUCAACCAAUGGUAAAUAAAAUGAAAAGUUCAAGUGAAUUUACAAAUGAUAGUACUGAUGGAGCAGUAGGAAAUAACAACAAUAAUAAUAAUAAAACAAUGUGUAAUUUUGGUAUAGAUGAGGAUUAUGAAAUACCAAUUGAUUCAAGUAUUGAUAGUAGUAAUACUACAGCUUUUGAUAAUAAUAAUAAUAAUAAUAGUUUUAUAUAUACAAGUAAAGAACUUGAAUUAUUAAAAAAUAAAGUUGAUCCAAAAAUUGCAUUUUGUAUGACAAUGCUUUCAAUUGGUUGUUUAUCACCAUUUCAUUGUUAUUUAGCAAGUUUAGAUUAUUUUAAUAUUAUUUAUCCAGAGAAAUAUAAAAUUGCAUCAACAUUUCCAUUUAUUUAUAUGACAAUGAUUACAAUUACAUUUGUAAUAUUAAUUAAAUAUUCAGAUAAAUUAAAACAUCAUAUAAUUAUAUUAUCUGGAUUUUCUUUCUAUGUUAUUGUUUUAAUUAUUAUACCAUGUUUAAAUCUUUCAAAAAUUGGUGGUUCAUUAACAAGUUAUAUCCUAACAUUAUUAUUCAUUGCAAUUACUGCUAUUUUUGAUGGUAUGAUUCAAGGUUCUGUUUUUGCAUUAGCAAGUUUAUUUGGUUCACAAUAUUUAUUAUUUUGUCAAAUUGGAAUUGGUUUAGCAGGUGUUAUAGUUGUAAUAACAAGAUUAAUUUGUAAAUUAUCAUUUAGUAAUACUAUUAAUGAUAAAGUAUCAUUAAAAAUUGGUUCACUUGUAUUUUUUUGUACUUCUUCAUUUUUAGUUAUUUGUACAUUAAUCACAUUUAUUUUAAUUUUAAAAUUACCAAUUGGUGAUAUAAUUAAAAAAAAGAAAACAAAUCAAGAUUAUAAUGAAAAUCCAAUAACACUUGAUGGGAAUAAUAAUAAUGAUAAUAAUAAUAAUAAUAAUAAUAAUGAAAAUAAUAAUAAUGAAAAUAAUAAUAAUAAUAAUAAUAUAAAUAUUGAAAUAGAUAAUUUUGAAGAGAUUUAUAGUCCAUUUAAAUUUACAUUUAAAAAGAAUUUAAAAUAUUCAGCAAUGUUAUCAUUUUUAUUUACAAUGACUUUAUUUGUAUUUCCAGGAAUUGUAAUUCAAAUUAAAAGUGAUAGAAUUGAAAGGAGUUGGUGGAUAUUUUCAUUGAUUGCAGUUUAUAAUAUAGCAGAUUCUCUUGGUAAAGCAUUGCCAUUGAUAGUUCAUAAAAAUGAUAAAAGGAUACCAUCUGUACCAUGGUUAUGGUUCAUAUCAAUUGGUAGAUGUAUUUUCAUUGUUUUUUUCAUUAUUGCUAAUUAUUAUUCAAAUAUAUUCACACAUGAAUCUUUAAUUUAUCUCUUUUUAUUUAUAUUUGCAUUUUCAAAUGGUUACAUUUCAAGUAUUGCCCUAUCCCAAAGUCCUUCAACUGUACCUCCAAAAUAUAGAGAGUUAUCUGGUAUUAUCAUGUCUUCAGCAUUAAACAUUGGUUUAUUAUUAGGUUCAGUAUUUAAUUUAAUUUUUGUUUUUGCUCAAAAAUAG